Messenger RNA from Candidozyma auris, 1089 nucleotides. RefSeq names its product L-iditol 2-dehydrogenase (gene XYL2). The transcript has a single exon. Gene Ontology annotation, molecular function: L-iditol 2-dehydrogenase (NAD+) activity; zinc ion binding. The record is from RefSeq and is a predicted model, not a curated record. Gene Ontology annotation, biological process: D-sorbitol catabolic process. The coding region runs from base 1 to 1089 and encodes 362 amino acids. NCBI's taxonomy places the organism in Eukaryota, Fungi, Ascomycota, Pichiomycetes, Serinales, Metschnikowiaceae.
AUGACCAAAAACCCUUCUCUUGUGCUCAACAAAAUCGACGACAUUUCCUUCGAGGAGUUCGACGCUCCAACCAUCACCAGCCCCCACGACGUUCUCGUGGAGGUUAAGAAAACGGGCAUUUGUGGCUCUGAUAUCCACUACUAUGCUCAUGGCAAGAUUGGCGACUUUGUCUUGACCAAACCCAUGGUAUUGGGCCAUGAGUCUGCAGGGGUGGUUGCUGAGGUUGGCUCUGGUGUGACGUCUGUGAAAGUGGGCGACAAAGUGGCCAUUGAGCCUGGGGUGCCUUCAAGAUUGAGCAACGAGUACAAGGCUGGCAAGUACAACUUGUGUCCUCAUAUGGUGUUUGCAGCCACGCCCGAGUCGAGCCCAGAGAAGCCCAAUCCGCCAGGAACGUUGUGCAAAUACUACAAGUCGCCCGAGGAUUUCUUGGUGAAAUUACCAGACCACGUUUCGCUCGAGUUGGGUGCUCUUGUAGAGCCAUUGAGCGUGGGUGUCCAUGCUGCACGUCUUUCCAAGUUGUCCUUUGGCGAUAAAGUGCUAAUUUUCGGUGCUGGGCCUGUUGGAUUGCUUGCAGCAGCGGUGGCCAAGAAGUUUGGCGCUGCCACGGUCACUGUGGUGGACAUUUUCGACUCGAAGUUGCAGAUGGCCAAGGAUAUUGGGGCUGCCACCCACACGAUUAAUUCGAAAACGGCUUCGAAACCUUUCAGUGAGCAUUUCACUGCUGACGACGCUCCAAACGUUGUUUUGGAGUGCACAGGUGCUGAGAUUUGCAUUCAACAAGGUGUACUUGCUUUGGCACCCGGUGGAAGAUACGUCCAGGUUGGUAACGCUGGCGGAUACGUCAAGUUCCCCAUCACUGAGCUUGCAACCAAGGAGGCUACUGUGUAUGGCUCCUUCAGGUACGGUUUUGGCGACUACAAGACCUCGGUGGCCAUCUUGGACGAGAACUACAAUAAAGGUAAGGAGAACGCUCAGAUCGACUUUGAGGCUUUGAUCACAGAUAGGUACUCCUUCAAGGACGCCAUCAAAGCCUACGAUCAUGUGCGUGCUGGCGGCCCUGUAAAGUGCAUCAUUGAUGGCCCCGAGUAG